UUCUGGAUUGUGGCCAAAACCCCAAUGUUUUUUCUUCCCCCAUUAAAACCCCCAUUUCAAUUCCUUAAAAAACACCACUCCCCUCUUCCCCCACCCCACCCCACCCACCCCACCCCCUCUGUGUUCCUUCCCUCUAUGCCCUAUUAAAAUACCGCCCUUCUGCGUCACACUCCAGUGCCUCUUUAAGUAUUUUUUGGGUUAGCUAACAAAACAUAAAAGAGGAAGAGAGAGACAUCAAGAAAAUCCCCUUUCUUUUGUUUCUCUCUUGCUCUAUCUAUGUCAAGUUUAGAUGUGUUUUGUGCUGUAAAAAUCCAAUCUUUACCAUUUUCUUUUAUGUUUUGAGCAAUAAUCUUGAAUACCCAUUUUUUCCUUCUGGGCUGUUGGGUGUUUUUGUUUAGUGUUCAUUGCUGUUUUCCUCACUGUUUUACUGGUAAAUCUUGGGGAUUUUCAGCAAUCUGGCUUGACUCAUUGGUUUGGGAGCUGGUGAAGGAAGGUCUUUUAGCAAAGUUUUUUAUCCCUUUCCGUCAUCAUGGAAGGGGAAACUUCUUGGGUCAGUCAUUCCUCAGAUUAUGUCGCACCAGACAUGGUGGAGUUUGAUUUAUUUUCGGAGCUUAACGAUGAAGACAAUAGAGAAGCUUCCUCAGUUCCUAUGGAUUUGAUACUGCCUGAUGAUUUAUUGGAACGGAUAUUGGCCUAUCUUCCCAUUGCUAGCAUUUUUAGGGCAAGUUGUGUGAGUAAAAGAUGGAAUGAGAUAGUGAAGUCAACGAGGUUCUCAUGGAACUUCUCUCAGGUGCUGUCUCAAAAACCGUGGUACUUUAUGUUCACAAGCUCAGAGGAGCCGGUUGGUUACGCCUAUGAUCCUUCUCUUCGAAAAUGGUAUGGUAUUGAACUCCCUUGCAUUCAGACAUCCAAUUGGUUCAUCGCUUCUUCAUGUGGAUUAGUUUGUGUCAUGGACAAUGACAGUAGAAGCGAGCUAUAUGUUUGUAAUCCAAUAACCAAAUGCUGCAAGAACCUGCUGGAGCCUCCUGGUGUCAAGUUUUCUGAUUACAGUGCAUUGGCCAUCUGUGUAAACAAGAAAACUUCUUGUUACAGUGUCGCCAUUGUUAAAUCUAAGCAAGUACCAGGUAACUUCGUUCAGUGGGAUCUCUCAAUCCACAUAUACGAUUCUGGAACAAUGAUGUGGUUUACCCCUUUGACUGAGGUUCUAACAGGCUGGAGAGGUGGGGAUGAAAGCGUCAUCUGUGAUGGUGUUUUGUACUUCUUAAUUUACGCGACUGGAGGUGGUGAUCCAGGCAAUCGUCAUGGUCUGAUCACUUACAACCUCUCAAGCAGAUCAUCAAAUGGUUCUUUAAUUAGGACUUUCAUUCCUGUGCCGUGUUCUCUAACGUGUGGUCGAUUAAUGAACCUCAAGGAGAAGUUAGUAAUGGUGGGAGGGAUUGGGAAACCAGAUCGGCCUGACAUAAUUAAGGGGAUUGGCGUAUGGGUACUUAGUGGGGAGGAAUGGCAAGAAAUUUCCCGAAUGCCGCAUAAGUAUUUUCAAGGUUUUGGGGAAUUUGAUGAUGUUUUUGCCAGCAGUGGUACAGAUGAUCUCAUAUACAUUCAGAGUUAUGGAGCUCCUACCCUUCUAGUUUUUGAUGUGAACCAGAAACAGUGGAGGUGGUCUCAGAAAUGUCCUGUGACAAAAAGGUUUCCCCUUCAGCUCUUUACUGGUUUCUGCUUUGAGCCAAGGCUUGAGGUGUCCCCCUGAGACGCGUUGCUGCAUUUCAAUUGAUGUGGAUUGGUGCACCUUAGAAUCCAAUCUUCAUUUCCUUUCAUGUCUUUUGAUUUUGUACUCCUUUUGUUGUUCUUUUCUUCCCUAUCUCCUCUCAGUGCAAAGAUUUAUGUGUUCUUGAAAGGUUUAUACAUGUACCAGCCGAUGAGGCUGCUAAUUUAUGAAAUGAGAAUAUUAUUAAUUUUUUGGGUA
This is a messenger RNA of Capsicum annuum, 1963 nucleotides long. RefSeq names its product F-box/kelch-repeat protein At3g61590. The transcript is spliced from 2 exons. Lineage: Eukaryota; Viridiplantae; Streptophyta; Magnoliopsida; Solanales; Solanaceae. Gene Ontology annotation, molecular function: protein binding. The record is from RefSeq and is a predicted model, not a curated record. The coding region runs from base 530 to 1747 and encodes 405 amino acids.